AUGCCGGCGGCGGUAAACGUUUGCGCAAGCAUUGCGCUGCCCUGGCGAGGUGAUGGUGUGGCCGUUCCAACACCCUCGUCGCAGCCAGGAGAGAUGCACGACCUGACUGUCGAGGAACUGAAAGGCUCUCUCUCCGACCUUGGUUACAAUCCCUAUGGGGAACUGGUGUACACAAGGAGCCACCUCGCCUCGAAGCAUCUCCGUGCGCUGCCGGGGCUUCAGCGGUACGUUCACCUGCAAAGACUUUGCGUGGAUGACAACGGACUGACGGAGCUCGAUGCGGUGCGCUACAUGCCACAGCUCGUGCAUCUUCACGCACGCCACAACCGCCUCACCUCGGACGUGUUCGUAUCCCUCGCCGCAGCGGCCGCCGGAUGCCUGGAGCAGCUACACCUGGACGACAACGGCAUCACAUCACUUGACGGGUUGGAAAAGCUUCCCUUCCUGCUCGACUUCACGUGCUGCAGUAACCGGGUACAGCAUCUCCCUGCGCGUUGCCUCACUGCUGCGGAGCGACUCAGGCGCUUUUCCUUGAGCAACAAUGCGCUCGAAACGGUCGAUAUCAACGCCUUCGCGGUGACGCGACCGCUGCGCGUGUUGGACCUGAGUAACAACUUGCUGUCGAACACCGAUUUUCUCUACUCUGUCGCUCUGCAGAUCGAAAAGGUGAACAUCGCCAACAAUCGCGUGCGCCACUUGAGUGCCGCCUUGAAGCAGUUGCCCUGCUUAACAGUGCUCGACGUUGGAGGGAACGAGUUGUCGGGGCUGAAAGAGCUGAGGGUCCUGCGAUGUCUCAAGGGCUUGCGCACCCUGAUGUUUGCGGGCAACAAGGCUCUGGAGCACCUGUCACAUCAUGCAGCGGGAGAGGGCGGGCGGCUGGGUGACCCGCUGGCGACGACAGCGCAGGGAACCGAGUACGACGCAGAGGUGGUCAUGAGUGAUGGAGAGGACAACGGCGGGCCGCUCUGCUCGGGCGGCGCCGGUGGCGGACUCAACGCCGCAAUUAGCACCACCGCAGCAACCACUGGCGCUGCGUCUGCGGAAAGGGUCGCGGCAGAAGGCGACGGCGCUCCCGACACGAGCAGCACCCUGCUCCCCAGCGCCUCCGCCAUCAGCAAGGUGACCACAAACGCGAACGAUGCAGCAGGUGACUCCCGAGCCUGCACCAAAACGAUUACGGGGUGGAAGUUCUCGGACUCAUUGGCGGCGCGGGCAGCGGUACCGACCACCGCCGCGUACGCGGACCUUUGUGCUUCCGAGACGUAUACCUUCAUUCAUGCGGUGGGCAGUGCGAGGUGUGACGGCGGGCUUGAUGUGCACGUGAACCUCCAGAAGGAGGUUCUGGCGCUCCCGCAGCAGGAGCAGGUGUAUCUGUGGACACUGUCAGUGCUGCCCCAACUGACGGAGAUGAACGGCCGCCUUACACGCCCGGAGGAGGUGGCUAAGGCGGCCUUUCUUUUCCGCGCGAACGCCGCGAAGCAGGAUCCUAAAGAGGGAGAGUCCACGGAAUGA
This is a messenger RNA of Leishmania mexicana MHOM/GT/2001/U1103, 1512 nucleotides long. RefSeq lists its product as hypothetical. Gene Ontology annotation, cellular component: extracellular matrix. Bases 1 to 1512 code for a protein of 503 amino acids. Lineage: Eukaryota; Euglenozoa; Kinetoplastea; Trypanosomatida; Trypanosomatidae. The record is from RefSeq and is a predicted model, not a curated record. The transcript has a single exon. Gene Ontology annotation, molecular function: protein binding.